AUGAACAGCCGAAAUUCAUGUCUACUCCUCAGUAUUUUCAUUGCUGUUAAUCUAAUCAUUCAUAGAAAGUUAUUCCUUGAAAAUCAACAAUUUCAUCUGGAACUCCAAAAAACGGAUGACACUAAUUUCACCUCCUCUUUCCUCCACGUGGACUCCACUGGCAACUCCCAGAAUACUUGUGUCCUCCCUGAAUAUGAUAUCUGGCAUGCGGAUAUUCGAAAAGUGUUGACUGCCAAAUUUCCGACGAACAAUUGUGAUAAGAGCUUUGAGCCGUGGACACAGCUGGUCGAUUCCACGUGGCGCGUUGUCAACGAGGCGGCGGAGUUGUGUUUGGCGAGUACCAACCUGUCACCGCCUUCACUGAUCGUAAUCCCCUAUCAAUUCCCAAUGAAAAAUGACACUCUCUGCUACGGAAACAACCAGAGUUCCCGAGAACUUGUGGGACACUUCCCAUCCCCAAUCAAUACUGUAUUUGUCAGCCAAGAUCUUAAAAUGCGUCUCGGACAGAAAGUUCUGGAUCAUGUACACAUGCAACUAGACAAAUUGAAUUUCACAUCCAUCUGCCGGCGAUAUGAGUUGAAAGAGGUCCCCUCCCUCAUUGAAUACGACUACAGUACCCCAUGGAAUACCUAUGAAAUCGAAGUGACGACAAAGGAACCGAGUGCAGUCCAUUUCCAGACAAUGAUGACGUACAAUCAGGAGACACAUACUGCUACCGUUGCAAAAGUGGUAAGAAUGGAUCGAUAUGGGAGUACUGCUAAGUGCACCUCGGCGUAUUUCGACACUCCGAUGUGUUAUUCACCACUUGACACCAUUCUCAUUCUUCGGAACUCCACUGUACGCUCUAUCCACCUCCAAGAAGACAUUGUUCAUCUGAUUGAACAUGUACAUAUCCAGAUUAUGGUUACGGCUGGUGAAGAAGAUGGAUCCCACGUGCAUCCAUCCGAUUUGGCGAGCAUUUUGGAAUGA
Messenger RNA from Caenorhabditis remanei, 969 nucleotides. RefSeq lists its product as uncharacterized. Lineage: Eukaryota; Metazoa; Nematoda; Chromadorea; Rhabditida; Rhabditidae. The record is from RefSeq and is a predicted model, not a curated record. The transcript is spliced from 7 exons. Bases 1 to 969 code for a protein of 322 amino acids.